UGCAUGCGUUGGUUGUGCUCGCUUUGCCGCAUUUUCUGUCGUAAUAGACAGUUUUUGGAGAGGCAUCAAUAAGUAAAUUGACUGGGGCCAAUUUUGUUUUCUUCAAUCAUAGUUCGAUUUCUUAAUGAAAAUGUCCAUUGUUGUUGGAUGGAGUUGAAUAUACAGUACCAAUGGCUACAACGGAGCGUUGUCUUGUUGCGAGUACUAAUAGAAGGUAUAAAGCUACUCAUGCUUGUGGCGGAGCUUCGUCGGUUUUGCUUCGAGAUGGAAUGACUAGAGCACCUGUUGUUAGGUUUUCAUCUGCUAAAAGAGCUGCUCAGUUGAAGAUUUACUUGGAAGAUCCACUCAAUUUUGAUGCUCUUUCUCUCACUUUCAACAAGUCAAGUAGAUUUGCUAGAUUGCAGAGCAUUCAGCCUGCUAUUGCUGGCAAGAAUUUGUACAUUAGAUUCUGUUGCAGUACAGGUGAUGCCAUGGGGAUGAACAUGGUAUCAAAAGGUGUUCAAAAUGUCCUUGAUUUUCUUCUAAAGGAUUUCCCUGACAUGGAUGUCAUCGGAAUCUCUGCAGGAAAUUACUGUUCCGACAAGAAAGCGGCGGCUGUGAACUGGAUAGAAGGGCGUGGUAAGUCUGUGGUGUGCGAGGCUGUAAUUAAGGAAGAGGUGGUGAAGAAAGUGUUGAAGACUAAUGUGGAGGCAUUGGUUGAGCUAAACAUGCUUAAGAACCUAACUGGCUCAGCCAUUGCUGGUGCUCUUGGAGGGUUCAAUGCUCAUGCUAGCAACAUUGUGUCUGCUAUCUACUUAGCCACUGGUCAAGAUCCUGCUCAAAAUGUGGAUUACCAUGAUGGCAAGGACCUUCACAUUUCUGUCACCAUGCCUUCCAUUGAGGUCGGUACUGUGGGAGGAGGAACACAACUUGCAUCUCAGUCAGCUUGUCUUAAUUUACUUGGUGUGGAGGGUGCCAGCAAAGAUUCUCCCGGCGCAAACUCUAGGCUACUGGCAACCAUUGUAGCCGGUUCAGUCCUCGCCGGGGAACUAUCACUCAUGUCUGCAAUUGCAGCUGGGCAGCUAGCUAAGAGUCACAUGAAAUACAACAGAUCUAGCAAGGAUAUCUCCAAAAUCGUCUCAUGAGCUGGCCACAUACAACGCAAUAAUAAACUUGUAGAGGGGUAUAUAGUUAUAGUUAACUUUCAAAAGGACUAUUGGUGGUGGCCAAGGGUGAAUAAAAAAUGAUGAUUGGCAUCUCUUUUCAAUAACAAGAGCAUGUGGUAAGAACCAAAUAAGAAAAACUUGAACACCUAGUCCAUGUGUGACAUUGUCUUUUAUGAGAUUGUACAAAUGGGUUGAAUAAAAAAAUGGAGACAAACAAAUAGCUAAACUUCGGCUCUAGUUCUAUUCUUUUGUUUUGCUUUAAUUUUUUCUGUACUGUGUCAUUCUGACAUAGAAAGCUAUUACCUCAAAGAUUCAGUAUUUCAGUGUGUGUGUGUGUGGAGUAUUUUGCUUUGUUGUUGUAAUCUCCAAGUUCCGGUAAAUUUGUAACUUUAGCAAGAGCUGAGAUAUCAAUGAAAUGUAGUUGUUGUUGUUAAUAAUCUCUGGUUGUCUUUUGGUGCUUGGCAUUUGGGAUGUUGUGCAAAUAUUUUAGAUCGGUUUUUCCGAAAUAAUUUUCCUAGAGAUUCUUAGACAAGAGAGUUUUAAGGGAUAUUCAUGUGCCGGUGUAUCUUAAACGUGAUGCUUCUGCCCAAAAUUCUUGAAUAUAAUUCAAUUUUUUAUUGGAUUAAUCUUUUAUAUAUGUGUGUGAAUCGGAAGUAGUACCAAGAGAGUAAGGAAGAGUGUGAAGAAUGAUUUCAUCUUUCGGAUAUUUAUUUAUUUUUUCUUUUUUUUCUUUU
This is a messenger RNA of Vicia villosa (hairy vetch), 1879 nucleotides long. RefSeq names its product 3-hydroxy-3-methylglutaryl coenzyme A reductase 2-B-like. The transcript has 5 exons. Bases 171 to 1124 code for a protein of 317 amino acids. The record is from RefSeq and is a predicted model, not a curated record. NCBI's taxonomy places the organism in Eukaryota, Viridiplantae, Streptophyta, Magnoliopsida, Fabales, Fabaceae. Gene Ontology annotation, biological process: coenzyme A metabolic process; sterol biosynthetic process; isoprenoid biosynthetic process. Gene Ontology annotation, molecular function: protein binding; hydroxymethylglutaryl-CoA reductase (NADPH) activity. Gene Ontology annotation, cellular component: endoplasmic reticulum membrane; peroxisomal membrane.